This is a messenger RNA of Pygocentrus nattereri (red-bellied piranha), 1366 nucleotides long. RefSeq lists its product as uncharacterized. The transcript has 6 exons. The record is from RefSeq and is a predicted model, not a curated record. Gene Ontology annotation, biological process: response to bacterium. NCBI's taxonomy places the organism in Eukaryota, Metazoa, Chordata, Actinopteri, Characiformes, Serrasalmidae. Bases 40 to 1104 code for a protein of 354 amino acids.
UCUUUCAAGCAUUUUGCUUCAGCUGUCUAAAUAAUAACUAUGCUUCUUAUGAUGAUAACCCCCUUCUGGAUUCUUAUUGCCAGUCUUUACAGGAUAGGUCCUGUUCAAGCUGUUAAUCUUCAACAGAAGCCAUCAUUUAUAUCAGCUAAUCUGGGUGAAGCUGUUACACUUUGCUGCACAUUUGACAAAAGCACAAGUAACGAGCGAAUGGUUUGGUAUAAGCAGAAAGUGGGACAGACUCUUCAGUGGGUGGGAAUGAUUUUAACAAAUGUAGAUCCCAUGCUUUCAGAUGAGUUCAAACAAUCAGGAAUCCAACUGGAGGUAAACAAGAGCAGCAUUUCUCUGACUAUUCAACACACCACUAAAGACGAUGAGGGAAUGUACUUCUGUGGUUUAUCUCACGCAAACACGAUUAAGUUUUCCACGGGAACUUUCUUAUCUGUGACAGGUCCAAAAGAGUUAAACAUAUCAGUGCUCCAAACUCCAGUACGGGGGUCAGUAUCUCCAGGAGAGUCGGUCACUCUGCAGUGCGCGGUCCUCUCUGAGAUCAGAGCAGCAGAUCUCCGAGUGCUCUGGGUCAGAGCUGCUGCAGGACAAUCCUUUCCUGAAAUCAUUUACACUCAUCAGAACAGCGGCAGCCGUCAGUGUGAGAUCAGCUCUUCUACAAGCUGCUCUCUGUAUGAGUUGUCUAAGAACAUCCUCGACCAGCACCACACUGGAACUUACUACUGCGCUGUGGCUGUCUGUGGGAAGAUCAUUGUUGGAAAUGGAACAACAGUAGAACUGACACGGCCUCUGGAUCCCGUGGUGAUCUGUCUGGGAGCAGCUUUUGGAGUGUGUGUGGUUGUGAUCUCUGUCCAAACCACUGUAAUCUGUAUACAGAGAAACUGUAAGAAACACUGCAGCACAGAGAAACUUAAUGUCUCAGUCAAAGAGAAGACCAUCAAACAGGAUGAAGAUGCUGAGGAGCUGAAUUAUGCAGCCUUAAGUUUCCAUGAAAGGAAAACUAAAAGAGGAAGACAGAAACGAGAACAGCCACAAGAAGACACUCUGUAUUCUGCAGUGAGGGGCUCCUGUGUUAAUGACCGCAGAGUCACUCAUUAAGUUCUUUUUUACUUAAUUCUAAUAGAAGCAAAACUACCUACAAUGCACGAUUUUCAUCUAAUGUGGUGGAAGAUGUCAAGCCAGGUACCUACCUGACUGAAAAUGAAACACCAUGUCAUGUGAUUCUCACUAAGAAGUGAAUGAUUAGACCUACCAGUGUUGAACUGUCAGAGAGAGAAGAGGGCCUUAAUGAGAUCAUUCAGUCAUUGGUCUAAAUGUUUGUCUGAAAAAAAGUUGUAAUUAAUUAUAGAAUUAAUGAUGA